AUCUAUUAUUCGUCCGAUAUUUUAUUGAUUAAUACUUGUGUACUUACGGUAUUAUUUUAUAAUAAUUCAUUUAAUUAAUUAAAUGUGAUAAAAUGGCAAAACGACAAGGUAGAGUAUAUUUAGGAUACGAAGAAGAAGUAAUCGGUGAAAAAAAUCAAACAAUUCUUAAUUACACAGUUAACAAAAUCGGCGGAUUACCCGAUUGGCCUCCGUUGUCUAACUUGCAGUUUUCUUCCAAGUGCCCUUUGUGUGGAUUACACAGAUUAUUGAUCGUUCAAUGCUAUGCUCCACUAGAAAAUUCCGUUUAUCACCGAACAAUUUAUGUCUUUGCCUGUAUUAGCCCCAACUGUUGGAUUCAAUCUGAAAGCUGGUUAUGUGUUCGAAGUCAGAUUCAAGAAAGCUUACCAACAGAAUCAAGUACAACUGUUGUUAUGCCAAUUGUUGAUACUAAUCUUUCAUGGUGUAAUGGUGCCGAUGAGUGGGAUGAAAAUGACAAUGGAGAUACAGCUAAUGGCAAUGUUAUGAAUGUUGAUAAUGCACCAAGUCCAAACAAUACAUUGCAAAGACAUUCAGAUGAAGAUGAAGAAAGCAAUUCAUUUGAAUUAGAAUCUGUGGAGCAAGCUCUUGGUAACUUACAGAUGUUUGAUGCACACAAUGCUAACAUGUCACCUGUUCAAGGAGCUGUGGGAGCAAUUGGUGCCCCUGUAGCAGCAGCUGAACUUGAAGGAGGAGAUGAGCCAGGGCUGGUUACAGUAGAUACCCCUACAGCACCUACAAAUGAUGUUGAAGCACUUUUACAUCAAACGGCGGAACUUCCAACUGACUUGAGAAGCAAACUCGUAUGUGGGCCAUUACAAUUUGUGCCUAAAUAUAUUUUUGUAGAAGAAGAAUGGAACAAGAUGUCAAGUAUUGAUGACAAAGUGAAUGAAUUACUAAAUAAGUACAGGAGAGAAAAUGAAAUAGAACCAUGCGGUGGCGAUCGCGUGGGUGGCGGCGGUGGUGGUUCUGAAGAUGAACCAUAUGAAGAAGCAACUCCACUACACGGCGAUAAAUUAUUCCAUUCUUUUUUAACACGCUUACAAUCUAAUCCUGGACAAAUACUGAGAUACACUCGAGAUGAACCUCCUUUAUUGGGUGCCCCGUUGCCAAGUACAGCAAGCACUCCAGAGUCACCAUGUAUACCUACUGCCUGUCUCCGCUGCGGUUCCAGACUUAUUUGCGAACUUCAACUUGUCCCAGAAUUUGCAGAAACCUUACGUUUGCAUCCAAAUAAUAUUUAUUUAUCUCAUUUACAUUUCUUAUCGGUCCUCAUUUUUACAUGCUCUCAAAGCUGCUGGCACCAGUCUGAUACUCUUGUAAAGGAAACUGUUGUAUUCCAACCAGAAGUUGUAUGAACUUACAAAUAAUUAAUCUGAGCAAUAAUAAUUUAGUAUUGCAAUAAAUUUACUAAUUAUUGACAUAUUAUGUAUUUGUUGAAAUAAGAGCCAUACUACAAAUAUUUAGCCCAAAACAGCAAUAAUACUAAAUUAAACAUGGUUUAUAUAAAAUGAACCAUAAUAGUAACAUUACAGUGCUGGAUCUCCCCCAUAUAGCAUACUAAUUGUGACAGAAUAAAAAUAUAUCUCACCCAUCCUGAUCCCUAGGAUAUCGUAAAAGGCAAUUAAGAAAAUAAAAUACAAUUCAACAAUAUUAAAUCACUUACCUUGGUAUUAAUAAUUAGUUAAAAUCCUUUAUCAGAGUGUUAGGAGUAAUAACUACCAUGCUGUAGUCCCCAUAUUUUUAAUUCUACAAAUUUUAAGCAUCAAAAUUUUACUAGGUACUAUAAAAAUGUUACCAUCAUACACAAACAUGUACAUAUUUGUUAUCCCUGAUUUUUGACUUGCUUGAUGCAUAGUUGUUCACUAUUUAAUUAUUUUCAUGUUUUGUCUGUAAUUUUGAUGGUUUUUAAUAUAGCUGUUCUUUAUUUACGUUAGACGUAAAUUAUAUAAAUAUUAUUGUUAAAAGUUUCGUAAGUGCACGUAUUUUUUAAAUAUUCGCUUAUUCUUCAUUUAAUUACAGAAUUAAAUAUAAUACCGAUCCAAUAAAUAUCAAUAUUUUUACAAUAUGAAAUAUAAAAUUACAUAAUUUGGUGACCAUAUUAUAAUUAUUUAAUAAUUAUAACUUAAAAUAACAGCAAUUGUUUCGUUUCAAUAAUGUAAGUGUGUGAUUGCCAUCCAUUUUGUGGUAUUUAACUCAUUCUCCAUACUGCCUAGUUGUUUAGAAUAGAUUUAAGAAUAUUUUUAAUAUUGAGAACAUGCAACUCUCAAUUGAUAACUGUGAUUUUUACUAUUUGAUACUUAGUGCCGGUCCAUGAAAUUGUUAUAUUACUUUCAGAAUCUGUAAUUCUAUCAUAAGUUUUACUGUUACAUGUUUAUCUUAUUUAUGUACCUAUUAUGUAAUAAAUAGAUUAUUGUAUUAUAAUACAAUUCCAUAUUAACA
Messenger RNA from Galleria mellonella (greater wax moth), 2478 nucleotides. RefSeq names its product programmed cell death protein 2-like (gene trus). Bases 93 to 1394 code for a protein of 433 amino acids. Gene Ontology annotation, cellular component: cytoplasm. The record is from RefSeq and is a predicted model, not a curated record. NCBI's taxonomy places the organism in Eukaryota, Metazoa, Arthropoda, Insecta, Lepidoptera, Pyralidae. The transcript has 8 exons.